This is a messenger RNA of Phytophthora sojae, 2547 nucleotides long. RefSeq lists its product as hypothetical. Lineage: Eukaryota; Oomycota; Peronosporomycetes; Peronosporales; Peronosporaceae. The record is from RefSeq and is a predicted model, not a curated record. The transcript has a single exon. Bases 1 to 2547 code for a protein of 848 amino acids.
AUGGAAUCCCUGCGCUUUCUUCGGUCUCUCGGCUCGAGACGCAGCCAACCCGUGUGGACUCGCUUCCCUGAGCCCCUCGACACAAUCGACGAAGAAGGCGACGCACCAGAGCCCAAAGGAGCCCGGCGGAGAAGGAAGCUGAGUGAAGUGCUGCGGAUCCAAGACUUGGCCAGUCUCCCGUGGAUCGGAUGGCUGUUCGUCUACGCGUUCGUGCUGUUCUGCUUCUCUGCCAGUCGCUGCGUCGUCCUCAAGUCCCUCGUGACCAUGUACGGCAGUCCGCGAGACUACACGGCGAGCUUCAAGAUUGCAGCGCUGACUCUGGGCUUCAUGGAGGACUUCGUCUGCGCGACCUACUUGACGUGCGUUCUGUGGCUCUUUGACACCUGCAAGCUCGCCGUCGUGAACCGGUUCACCUCUCGAGGUCGCGCAGUGAUCGUGCGAGUCGCCGGAAGCUUCGCAACGUUCGCUGUUUCGUGGCUCUCGUUCGUCGUAAUGAUGGCCCCAUUCGCCGCCGACCUGCUGCUGGUGAUCAACCGCGACAUGCGCUUCACGCUCGACCUCGUGGCCACUUUGAUCCGGGAGAGGCACCACCUCGACGCCGCCCCGAUCUCGACCGAGGAGAUCCAAAGAGCUUACAUGACUGCUGCUCUUGUAGCAGGAGCUGCUACGAUAUUCGCACUUGUGCGGGCGUGCGCAGGCUGGGCGGAUCUCGCGGGCUGGAACCCGACGCACCUGGUAGUGGACCCUUCCAAUGGCUGGGGCCGCAGUAUCAAGCUGACGACCGGAAUGGGCGGCAAGUACGAGGAAGUCGCACUCGAAGAAGGAGCCGCCAGCCCGAAAUCCCCAGUCCUAGACAAGCUCUCGUCCGCGAACGCCAGCUCCACGUACAGAUCGCUUAUUAUCAACCACACGGUUCAAGCGACCUUGGUUCUCUCGGGGCUCGUUGUACUCCCUGCGCUGGUGGUGGCGGUGCGUUGUGAGUGUUCGCCUCUGGUCGCGUACUCUGCGUUGAACGCGACGCUGAACGAACUGUUCGGCCACGCGCUGCAGCCAGCGCCGACCGACGCCACGUUCACGAACGUCAACGACAACCAAUGGGUCGAGAUGUACAUCCACCCGACCGAGAGGCACAAACUCUUCGGAGACGACUCGCUCUACCGCCUCACGACGGGAUUCCGCGGAGACGUUGCAUUCGACGUCAGUGUAUCGAGCGACAACCCGCCGAACGUCCUGGUCAUCGGAGUCGAGUCGUUCCGGUACCGGGACUCUCGCUACAUGGUCGGGAAGGACGACCCGUCCAACCUGUUCAAGGACACCGACCUCACCAUUACGCCCAACUUCGACCGGUGGGCGAAGCGUGGCGUCGCUCUCCGCAAUCUCUGGACAAGUAACCCCACAAGUCGAUCUCUGGAGAGCAUCCAGUUCGCUCAGAUCCCGUACGACAGCGCUACACAGACCGGAAUCACUGGCGGGAGGGGGGACACGCAGCUCGCAGGUUUGCCGCAGCUUUUCUCGGCCAAGGGCUACGAGACGUUCUUCUCGACCGGGUCCUCCAUUGACCUCGACAACUGGGACAUCUUCCUGCCUUCGCACGGCUUCGAGACGGUGUGGGACAACAACAAGAUGAUUGAGCUGGCUGAGGCGGACUACAACAUCUCCCACGAGGAAUGGAACGGCGAGGAGCACCGAGGAUUCACCUGGGGCGUUCACGACGACUUGAGCUUCCAGAUCCUCGGCGACCUGCUCGUCAACAAGACGAGGAAUCAAACGGAGCAGGUGACAAGGGGCGAGCCGAAGAAGCCGCUCUUCAUCACGCACUACACGAUCACGAGCCACGCGCCGUUCAACGCCUGGCCGACCUGGUACGACAAAUCCGAGAAGCCCGAUUUCUCCGCGCUUUACGAAGGAGAAGAGCACGCAGAAGACAUCCAGAGGUACCUCGAGGCGCGAUACUUCACGGACCUGGAGCUGGGCAGGUUCCUGGACCGCAUGUCCGACGAGGGCGUGCUCAAGGACACGAUCGUCCUCAUUAUGGGGGACCACGGCCAGGCGCCGGAAGCUGAGGUUAUCUACUCUGAAGAGGAAUCCAUGACUCGCGUUCCCUGUGCCAUUAUCGCCGAAGGACGACUAGGGAAGGAUACAGGACUCGUGAUCGAAGACGCCGCCGAGCACUACGAUAUCCUCAACACGUUGGCAGAUAUCACGGGUGUGCCUGAGGGAGGCUUCGUGCAGAACGGCGUCGGACGCUCGCUCAAGCGCAAGGUCACGUUCGGCGAGCGCGCGGUCUUCAGCAACGUCCCGGGCCACAAGAUGUCGGUCGUUCGUGGCAAUCAACGACUGCGUUAUGACAGUGUGACGGACGCGAUGCUGCUGCACAACACGGAGACGGACUACUUCAUGGCUGAAGAUCUGUUCCCAGGACUCUCACCCGACAAGCAGGCGGAGUGGCUGGCCUGGCGCGACAACGGACGAAGGAUCUCCGCAUAUUACACCAAGCGGUGGGACGAGAAUUGCUUGCUGGCGGUCAACUGCACGGCAGAAAUGUAG